GGCGACUUCCGUUCCAAGAAAUUGAUCAAGUCAACAGGUCAGUUUUAAGGAGCUGUUUAUUACUCAAGUGUUUCAGUUGCCUCCCAAUGUUUGCAUAGAAAAGAUGGAAAUUCCAGAGUAAAGAACUGCAAAAUAGUCAGCGUUUUUCUCGAUCUAGGAAAAAGUUCUUGCAAUGGAUAUUCAUUUCAGCAAGUUACCAAACAGUCUGAUUGAAAUAUGUGUAGUGGUGGGUAUGGAUCAGGAUACUGGCCUUGUGGCAGCCAGGUCUGCUGAGAGCAAGAAAGCCCCAAAAAGCAGUAAACAACAGUCUCCUCUUUCUCAAACUUUGUUUGAAACCCAUGUACUGGCUGCUUUGUCUGGAGAAGUGGCUUCCUUUUGUUGCACAGCAUUGGAAUUUGAUAGUGAGCCUUAUUAUUCAAAUUUGGGCAUUCUGUGUAGCCCAACUAAAGGUGGAAAUCCAGGAAGGCGUGCACGUAGGGGAUCAGUCAUGGUCAAGGCAGCUGAAUUGCCAUUGGCUCAAGAUGUUAUCAACAGCUUGCCACAAUUUUGUUUUCCUGAUGGGGGUUAUAUUUCUAUGAAAAAGAAACCUGUUGAGUGUCAUUCACUUGUUCUAACAGACAUAGAAGGUAACCGAACAUAUUGUUCCUGCAUGACAUUCUACAGAGGGUUUCUCAUAGAGGAGGACAAAGAUGUACCAGGCAAUUACAAGUUGUUUUAUGCAGAGGAAAAAACUGAUGGACAAGUUGUUCCAGGCUCUUCUUAUCAGUUGUUUUAUGUACCAACAUGUUGCUGUUUGAUUUCUAAAUGGCCUUAUUUCAACAUAAUGAAAGACUGUUUGUCUAGUUUGUUACCACAAGUGAUGAAAAGUGAUCCAGCACUUUUCAGAACAGCUUUAAUGCAGUUUGUGUCACAGCUUGCCAUGGUACCAGUCCCUCCACCAGGUUCUCUUGGAAUAGAAUUCGAGCUCCUUGGUGUUAAACAUCUUUUGCGACCUGCUGAAACUCCAGAAACUCGAGUUGUCAACAUGGAACUUCAUUAUCCGUUCCUUUAUUUCUCGUUGGAUGACAUUCUUCUCCUAAUGAGCUGCAUUUUGACUCAACAACGGAUUAUUUUUCUCUCGUCGUCGUAUUCACUGCUUACUCCAGUGAUUGAGAGUUUAUUCACGUUUAUCCAACCUUUUUCAUGGAGUUGGACAUACGUACCAAUCCUUCCAAGUGCACUCAUAGAUUUAGUAGAGGCGCCUGGUGCAUUUAUUAUGGGAUGUCAUAAAGAACAUAAGAGCAAGAUACUACGGGUUGUCGAGGGGAUGGAUGAGUUGUCCAGCUUUGUAAUUGCUGAUAUCGACGAGGGUUCAGUGACCAGCCCUCCCAGAAUUCAGCGAUUGCCAACCUAUGCUGCAGAAUUGUACAAAUUUAGGAUGAAAAACGCAGUUAUCCACUUUGACCGUCUUCUUGUUCAAAGACAAACAUUCUACUCUUUGCAAGAAUGGAACAACUGCAGAGAUAAGUUCAUAAGAGAUUUCCAACGGCUUGUUUUAGCAUCCAAUUUGGAGAUGAUGUUGAGAAUGUUCAGUGACAUUAAGAAUUUUAUCGUACAGCAAGAAGAUCUUUUCUUUGAUAUGGAUACUUACAUUGAGUCAAAGCCUGCAGAAAACCAAGAUUUCUUUCGGGAGGUGUGCAAGAGUCAAGCAUUUAGCAUGUUUCUUUACGACCUGAUUCACAACUCAGAAAAGGCAGACUACUUUACACUCAUGGCUCAGAAAACCAGGGUUGUUCCAAAGACAGGUCCUCUGAGGAAAAGAAGUUCAUCUGCAUUGACUGUCCCUGUUAUACCUGAAGAGUGUUUUGCCGAUGCACAUGAGGAACUAAGCAUAUUUGCUCUUCCUCCUUUCGUCCGCGGAGGCAUCCACACAGGUCUUUUCUACGAAGAUUACUUGAGGACGUUGAAUUACAAGAUCACUGAUCCUACGAAUAAGUCUUCAGGUCUUCUAGCUAACCACUUGUACUUGCGUGGGAUGUUACGAAUUGCUCGUGGAGAAAAAACCAAGGCCGUGGACGACUUCUUUGGAGUUUCAUCGACAAGUGCGCAGCUCUUCCCAACCUCGACCGUGAAGGAGAUCAUGUGUAAACUGAGCGAUUUAGAAGUAGAGGAGUUAAGAACAAGACAUUUCUGGAGGAAAGCAGAGCGUCUCAGGGUUAACGCCAAGGAAAAGUGGAAUUACAGAAGGGCAAGAAAAGAGGUGGUUACUUCAGCAAUUCCUUCAAAUCCUUUAGCUUUUAAAGAAUUCGUGAAACAUGUAAGCAUGUUACAGAUAGCGAACGGUGAAGAUGCUGGACGAAGACUAUUCCAAGCAUUGGCGAAUAAUUCAACAACAAACGUGAUCGAUCCAGACACGUUUGCCGCAUUUUAUGAUGCUUUAUCCCAGGCUAGCAUGAUGGCCAAGAGUGUUUCAUUACGUAAUAUUGUUUUGGAACGCAACGAGUUUGUACUAAAGAUUUCAAAGCAUAUCAAGACAAAUAAGGGCAUGGGUUGGCUUGUUCUCACAGUCGACAGAUUGUUGUUCCUGCCGGAUGGAACUCAGCAUUGUAUAUCUGUUGUAAGAAAUGACGAAAUAAAGAAUGUGGAGCCGCACUCCGGGGGGGUGUUGUUAGGUGGAGAUACAGCUAUCCGAAUAACCAGCACUGAAAGUGAUCCAGUGUCUUUCAUAGCAUUUGUGAAGGAAGAGAAGGAUUUCUGGCGAAGCUGUUUGCUGGAAAUGAAAGCGGGAUACAACAUUUCUGAUGUUUACAAGGACAAGGAAAUCGUAAAGCAAGCGGCUCAAAACGUCAUCAUGGCGGAUUCUCUCAGACAAAGUGACUACCCGGACCAAGUUGCAAUGCAAGUUCUCUACUUUAGCACGCAGGGCUAUCACAUAGAUAAAUUGACCGAGGCAACUGAAAAGGCGCUUUACAAGAGAGUGAGCCCCUCACCUCAGGACAUUGAGAAACCAACAGUGGAGGCUUUGCUUUAUGUGCGAGGCUCGAAAGGUAGAGAACCAAAGGUCUGGUGCGCCAUGGGCUCUGGUGUUGUUGUCGUGAUAGAUACAAAAGAGUGGGAGCAUGAGACGCACAUGAAACAUGCGAAGGAUAGGGUGAGUUGUCUGUUAGCCGUCGAAGAGAACCAAGUUUGGGCUGGUUCCUUGGAUACAACGAUUUAUGUGAUCAAUACACAAACUGGGAAAGCAACCAGGUUUAAUAUUUUCGUGAUAAAUUACAAGAGAGACGACAAUGAAACCAAAAUGUUAACUCCUAAGGAAGACGGACUGAUGAGCGUGGACACCAUGUGUGCAGUAUCUAAUGAGGAGAUUUGGACAGGGUGUGAUAAAAAGGGCCUUGUCGUUGUCUGGAACACUGCGACCUAUAAAAAUAAACACCAAAUAGUUUGCGAAUGCAACGGGUUCACAUGCAUGCUGAAAGUGGAUUAUAACACGAUCUGGGCGGGGAGUAAAAGUGGUAAAAUCUAUGUGAUAAGUGUCAAGGAACUCCAAGUUACUAUGGAGUUGUCUCUUCACCAGGACCGUGUCCGUUCUAUGUGCCUCACGGACGAGGGACUCGUUAUUUCGGGUCCCGGAUCACGGGACGGGCGCAUUGCAGUGUGGAAAUCUCAUCUAUCUGAAGAGCGCCCUGCCAUACAGCGCUUUAGUCACGAGCGUCCAAGACGUCCCAAACAGAUACGUAGAGAAGUAACCGUUUGUGAUAAUGAAGAUGGCUUCGAACUUGUUUGCAGGAAAUAGACAGAGAACAUCGACGUGGAUUACAACAAAACCCGCGCCAAACUGUCACGUCCGACAUACCAAGGGAAAAAGGAAAAAAGCACUCAAUGAAAUCUUGCUGUCAGAAUUGACAAAGCUUUACAAAUGAAUAAAGCCAUGUAAUUCUUUUUAA
Pocillopora damicornis (cauliflower coral) is the source of this 3923-nucleotide messenger RNA. Its product is annotated as DENN domain-containing protein 3. The record is from RefSeq and is a predicted model, not a curated record. Lineage: Eukaryota; Metazoa; Cnidaria; Anthozoa; Scleractinia; Pocilloporidae. Gene Ontology annotation, molecular function: protein binding. Gene Ontology annotation, cellular component: cytoplasmic vesicle. Gene Ontology annotation, biological process: regulation of Rab protein signal transduction.